ACAUCAUUGUUUUCAUUGGCUCAUUUUGUUUCUACAGAUGAUAAAGCAAACAGUACGCAAAAAAAGAAAACAAAAGCAUUUGGUUUGUCAUAGAUUGUAUUUAUACACAUACGAAAGUGAAUUCAAUUGAAAAUUAGUUAAAUAUGGGCAAUCACUUGGUUGGAAUUGCUCCAUCGCAAAUUUAUCCCGUCGAACAUUAUUUGAUGGGGUCAUUUGAAUCAGAUUUACAAUAUGAAUCAAGCAUGGGCAGUACGAGAUUUUUUAAAGUGGCCAGAGUUCGUUCGGAUGAAGGGCUAAUUGUGAUUAAAGUAUUUGUUAAGCAUGAUCCGAGUUUACCAUUAGAAACGCAUGCAGAUCGUGUUAUGUACAUACAAAAAUCAUUAGCAAACGCUGUGAAUUGUUUGCCAUUUCAACGUGUUCAAGUCACCGAAAAAGUGGCAUUGGUUAUGCGUGAAUACGUAAAACAUAGCCUUUAUGAUCGUGUCUCGACCCGACCAUUUCUAACAUCGUUGGAAAAGAAAUGGAUCACAUUUCAAGUGUUGUGUGCACUGCAUCAAUGUCAUCGUCAAAAGAUUUGCCAUGGUGAUAUUAAAUUGGAAAAUAUUUUGAUUACAUCAUGGAAUUGGAUUUUGCUAUCUGACUUUGCUUCAUUCAAACCAACAUAUUUGCCCGAAGACAAUCCAGCUGAUUAUACGUAUUUCUUUGACACAAGUCGACGACGAACAUGUUACGUAGCACCAGAAAGAUUCGUGAAAUCACUAUCAAACGAUGCAAACAAUGCCAAAAGUGGCAUCCUAAUCGGUGGUAGUUCGCUACUUUCAGCAUCAAUAAUGGACGGACUACAGUCAAGCGAACAAAAUAAUACGGCAAAUCUUUUGCCUGAAAUGGACAUUUUUUCGGCUGGAUGCGCACUUUUGGAAUUGUGGAGCGACGGAACGGCAGCAUUUGAAUUUUCACAGUUGCUCGCUUAUCGAAAAGGAGAUUUAGAAUUGGUGACUAAACACUUGGACAAAUUGGGCAAUGAAAAUUUGCGAAAUUUAAUCGCAUCGAUGAUCAGCCGUAAUCCAACCGAUCGUAAAUCGGCUGAAGUUUACUUAGACGAACAACGUGGAAAACUAUUCCCCGAUUACUUUUACACAUUUUUGCAAUCGUAUAUGCAAAUGUUUUCAUCACUUCAAAUUCUACCGCCUGAUGAUAAAAUUAUGCGUCUUCACUCUGAUAUCAAGCAAAUUAUUGAUAUAUUUUUACCGACCAAUAAUGAACAAACAAACCGAACCAUUCCCGACGACGAUGGAUUGAUUUUAAUAACAGCUGUGGUCACAUCAUGCAUUCGAGGCCUAAAGUAUUGUAAAACGAAAAUACAUUGCUUAGAAAUUUUACAACAAUUAUCCAUGUACACAACAUCUGAAACUGUGUUAGACCGAAUUCUACCAUACAUUCUACAUUUAUGCAAUGAUCCAGCAGCCCGAGUGCGAGUCAGUGCACUUGAUACAUUGACCAUGUGCAUUCGCUUAGUCAAAGAUCCACCACGAAACGAUGCAAAUAUAUUUCCCGAAUAUGUUCUUCCGUCAAUCGCUCCAUUGGCCAUGGAUAAUUCGGUUGUGGUGAGAAUUGCAUAUGCUAGAAAUGUUGCCGAUAUUGCUGAGACGGCACUCUAUUUCCUGGACAAAACUCAAUUGAUAAGCGCUCAAGAUGUGACAACGGUCCGUUAUGAAGCCGAAUUGAGUACGUUACAUGAAAUGCUACAUCAAACUGUGUCCCAUUUGUUGACCGAUCCACAGCCAAUAGUCAAGCAAACGGUCAUGGAAUGUGGCAUUAAUAAAUUAUGUGUAUUUUUUGGUCGACAAAAAGCAAAUGACUUGAUUCUAUCGCAUAUGAUAACGUUUUUGAAUGACAAAGAGGACAAAAAUUUGCGCGGCUCAUUUUUCGAUAGUAUUAUUGGUGUUGCAACAUUUGUUGGUUGGCAAUGUUCCGAUAUUUUAAUUCCAUUGCUACAACAAGGCCUAACCGAUUCCGAAGAACUUGUUAUAGCCAAAGCGAUUCGAGCAACAACAGCACUGACAACACUUGGCUUAAUUCAAAAAUCAGCAUUGUCUGAAUUCAUCACAGAAUGUGCCUGCUAUUUAAAUCAUCCAAAUUUAUGGAUACGUCACGAAGUGUGCGGCCUAAUAUCAAGUGCAGCAGAGAUUUUUGGAGCUAUUGAUGUUCAGUGUAAAAUUAUGCCAGCCAUCAUCAAUCAUCUGAAGUGUCCAUUAAUUCAAGUUGAAAAAUCGGAAAUUUUAAUGGACUGUUUGCAACCAUCAAUACCACGCAAUAUUUAUGACAGUGUUGUUCGAUUUACGGAAUUGGAAUCGUUCUUCACGUUGCUGGAAGAACGGAAAAAAGCACGCGACAGCACCAUUGACUCACUUCCACAACACUGUGAAAUGACAUCGCCCGUAAGAAACUUCUUCCGACGAAUAUCGUGCGAAGGUUUAACUGACACCGUAGAAAAACAGAUUUUAUCAAUGAAAUCGUCGAUACUAAAACUGAACAAAUAUCUUAAAAAAGUUCCUGCUGAUAAAUACUCAACAAAUGGAAAAAUUUUCAUUGAUUCAACAUUAGAAAUUGGAAAAGAGCUCGUACUGGUCGACAGUAAAAAGCAAUUGAUAUCGAAUCGAAAAUCGGAUGCAGACAGUUCGAAUUUAGAAUGGCAACGAAUGUAUCCACAUUCCGAUAAAUCAACGUCACCUGGGAGUGAAUAUCAUUCAUCCGGAGUGAGCUCGAGUGCUCAUUACAAUGAUACACCGUCGACGUCAUUAGUUGAAUACAGCAUGCCCGAAAAGAAUUUUAUUCAAGAACGCAGUUCGGAUUGUCGAAAUGAACUGCAUAUGUUGCAUAACAAAUUAAAAGGUCAAUAUGUGAUUCUGAAUGCAAACAGUGAUUCAAAUGCAGCAUUGAAACGUGCAUCGAUGAUACCACCUGGUCACAGUAUAAAGGGUACAUUGAUUGCCCAUCUUCAUGAGCACAAGUCAUCGGUAACGAAAUUGACAGCACUCAGUUCCAGUUCGUCACUCUUUGCGAGCGCCAGCACUGACGGAACCGUACGCUUAUUCGACUGCAACAAAUUGAAUGGUCAUCAAAGCAUCAAUAAAUCGCGUCAAAUGUAUUCGGCCAACGUUCCAAUAUAUUCCAUAGCAGCCUGUGAUUCUGGGCAAUCGUUAGCGGUUGCUGGCAAUGACGGAUCCUUGCUACUACUACAAAUUGAUCCAAAUUCUUCAAAAAUGGCACUACAACAAGCAAGACAUCUAGUGCAAAAUGCCGGUGGCUACAAUGGUUUCGACGAUGGGCCCGUUGUUGAUAUGCAUCCACUCGAUCCAGAUUCACAAAGUGUGAUUAUUUAUGCAACAUUAUACGGUGCUAUAAUUUGCUGGGAUCUUCGGAUGCCAACUAAUGCAUGGCGUUUGAAUAGUGAUCUCAAGCAAGGUGUUAUCACAACAUUUUGUAUCGAUUCGAAUCAUUCAUGGAUGGCCAGUGGCACAAGUCAUGGCAAUCACAUUUGUUGGGAUCUUCGUUUUAAAUUGCCAAUCGCAAAAAUCCAACAUCCAUCUGCAACACGUAUACGAAAAAUAAUUCCACAUCCAACGGAAUCGUCAUGGUUGAUAUCCACAUCGCAUGGAAAUAAUGAGGUUUCAGUGUGGAAUAUUGAAACCGGUCAUCGGCAAGCCGCAUUAUGGGCCAGUAAUGCACCACCUUUAUCGAAAGAAUCGAAAAAUACGUCAAGUGUCUGUGGAAUAGUAUCGUGCAUUGUAGAUCGAUCACCUGUCCUAUUUACGGGCAGUUCUGAUCAACGUAUACGUUAUUGGGAUCUAAAUACACGAACAAAUUGCACAAUGAUUGCACCUGCUAGCCGUGAUUACGCUACUGGAUCCAAUUUCUCUUAUGACUCAAGACUCAUAGAUGGAACGCGAGUUAUCUAUGAAGUUCAAAUGCAAAAUAAAUCGCAUGCGAUUGCAUCGGGUUUGACAAAUACAAUGAAAUCAGACGAUUAUUCACCAAGAUCGGGCCCCGAAAUGCCUCUACCAUCACAUAAUAAUGUUGUAACCGAUUUACUGUUGUGCCGAACUCAAAAGUACCCCGUACUUAUAUCUUCAAGCAGAGACGGCGUGAUCAAACUAUGGAAAUAAAUAUGUUUAAUGUGUUAUGAAUAUGAAAUAAAGUUUGUUCCUUCAAUGGAAGAAAAAUAUCAAUCUAUUGCUAAGUAAUGAUAU
Molecule: messenger RNA, 4250 nt
Organism: Contarinia nasturtii (swede midge)
Lineage: Eukaryota; Metazoa; Arthropoda; Insecta; Diptera; Cecidomyiidae
Gene: Vps15
Product: phosphoinositide 3-kinase regulatory subunit 4
Exons: 14
Coding region: 144-4166 (1340 amino acids)
Biological process (GO): macroautophagy; protein targeting to vacuole; late endosome to vacuole transport
Cellular component (GO): phosphatidylinositol 3-kinase complex, class III, type II; nucleus-vacuole junction; phosphatidylinositol 3-kinase complex, class III, type I
Molecular function (GO): protein binding; ATP binding; protein serine/threonine kinase activity
Source: RefSeq, a predicted model, not a curated record